Molecule: messenger RNA, 6239 nt
Organism: Salvelinus namaycush (lake trout)
Lineage: Eukaryota; Metazoa; Chordata; Actinopteri; Salmoniformes; Salmonidae
Product: synaptopodin-2-like
Exons: 3
Coding region: 120-4094 (1324 amino acids)
Biological process (GO): positive regulation of actin filament bundle assembly
Cellular component (GO): actin cytoskeleton; nucleus; Z disc
Molecular function (GO): actin binding
Source: RefSeq, a predicted model, not a curated record
GGCUCAGGCGCAGUGAGAGCCUGUCAGACAAGCAGGUGAAGGAGGCCAAGUCUAAAUGUAAGCGCAUUGCUAUCCUUCUGAACGCUGAAGCUCCCAACCCCAACAACAAGGGGGUGUUGAUGUUCAAGAGGCAUCGACAGAGGGCCAAGAAGUACACACUCGUCAGCUACGGCACCGGUGAGAGUGAACCAGAGUACGAGGUCGACGACAGCGACGAGGAAGACUACGGCGAAAAAGACGCCAGAGCGAUCAAAUUCACCCUCUUAGCCACCACCAGCGGAUCAGAGCUUGAGGAGGACUUUAUCACUAAUGCCCAGGGUGGUGGCAGAGUGCUAACCUUCGACUGGGACACAGGACUACUCGAGAUCGAGCGCAAGCUCAACUCCGGAGAGGAGAUGGAGCAACUGCCCAACACCACGGGAAAGGGGGCCACAAUGUUCGCCCAGCGCCGCCAGCGCAUGGAUGAGAUCGUCGGCGAACAUGAGGAGAUGAGGCGCCAGGGGAUUCCCGUGGAGGGGGUACAGGAGGUGGAGAAGCAUGCGGCCUACCAGCAAAUGGAGGAGCGCUCGUACAUGCAGGCCACCACAGAGAGGCAGGCCUACAUGGACUUCAGCGUGCACCAGAAGCAGCAGCAACAGUAUCAGAAGUACCAAGAGCAGCAGUACUAUGAGCAGCAGCAGCAGCAAUACCAGCAGCAACAACAGUACGAGCAGCAGCAAUACCAGCAACAACAACAGUACCAACAGCAGCAGCACAUUCAGCAGUACUCGUCUAACAUGAAUGGCAUGGCCAACCAUCAAACCAAUGAAAUGCAGAGUUCCAUGAGCAAUCAAACUGCCCAGCCCUUCUCAUUACAAAACCGGAUGCCUGCCCUGUUUUCUCCCCCAGUGAGUGGGAACAACCAAGAGAUGAUGGGUCAGGGGGAGCAGAUUGCCUCACGCGACGAGCGCAUUUCGACGCCGGCAAUCAAGUCUGGGAUCUUGCAGGACACAAGGAACAGGUUCAAGGGCAAGCCAAUGUUCAAUUUCAAACAAGCACCCAAAGUGUCACCCAACCCCGAACUUCUGAAUCUCCUCAACAGGAGUGAAAAGAAGUUGGAUUUCGAGUCAUGCACGGAAGAGGACUACCUCAGCUUGGGAGCUGAGGCUUGCAACUUCCUCCAGUCACCAAGGGUCAAGCAUAAGACGCCUCCACCAGUCGCUCCCAAGCCCAUCAUUAACCCCAACUCUCCACCCUGGUCCCCUCAGCCUGAGCUGGACAAUCAGGAGUUGUCAAUGCAUGCUGAAAAUAGCGUCCCUGCACCUGCUACAGCCCCCGAGACCGAGUCCGCUCCAGAACUGGCCCCAGAGCCCUCCCCCCCUCUUGCCCCCCAGGAAGCUCCUGUUCCUGCCAAGCCCCCCUCUCCAGACAAACACACAUGGAGUCCCCCAGGGUCCCAGGCACAGCAGCAGCAGCCCCAGCAAGCGCCAGCCUGGGGAGGAAAUGGUCCUUCACCAACUCAGCCUCAUUCGCAACCCGAGCCUCGAGUGAGUUCUUGGGAUCCGUCACUAACACAGGCAUCACAGCAGCCACUUGUGAGUACUUGGCCACCUGCUGAAAUGAAGCACCAGGCUCCCGCUCCAAGUCAGUCCCCACCACAGCUCCCUUGGGUGACUCCCCAACCACCUCCUCCUCAGCCUCAGCCACCCAUGAAUUCUUGGGCUAUAGCGCCUACCCAGUCACAACUCCAAUGGGUUCAACCUCAAGAACAGCAACAGCCCCAGCCCCAGGCACCUUGGGCUCAACCUCAAGAACAAGCACAGCAACAGCCCCAGGCACCUUGGGCUCAACAACCUCAGCCUCAGUCUCCAGAACAGGCUUGGCCCCAGGCCCAGCCUCAGCCACCUUGGGUGUCAUCACCUCAGCCUCCAAUGAAUGCAUGGACACCACCACUGAGCCAGGCCCAGCCACAACAGCCACCUUGGGUACAACAAGCUCAACUCCAACAUCCAGCUCAGCCCCAACCCCCUAUGAAUGCAUGGGCCCCAGCACCUGCUCAGGCUCAGGUCCAGCCUCCAUGGGCCCAGCAACCUCAAGAGCAAGAACAGCCACCCAUGAAUGCCUGGGCCCCAGAUCAGAAUCAGGCCCGGCCACAGCCACCUUGGGUCCAACCACCUUCAACCCAAUCCCCACCCCAGCAAAACUGGCAACAACCACCUCCACAGCAGGCACCCUUACAGCCACAUAUGAAUGCAUGGGCCCCAGCUCAGGCACAGCCUCAGACACACACAAGUACCUGGGCCCCACAACCACAGCAAGUCCCAGUGAAUACUCAGACCCGGAUGGACAGAGUGUGUCAACCUUCUCCGAAACCUUGGAAUGCUCCACAAAGUGCUCCCUGUUCUACUCCUCCACAGCGAAUUAACUCUUACACACUUGGCGAAAGGUCCUCGUCACCCGUCAUCAAUCCAAUGGCCAGUGUUUUGGCACCAGUAGGAGGAAUGGGCUCGGCUUUGUCGAUGCCAGCUGUUAGGGGGAAAGGAGCCGAUUUGUUCGCCAAGAGGCAGUCUCGUAUGGAGAAGUAUGUCGUGGAUUCGGACACUGUGCUGGCAGCCACUGCACAGGCAGCUCAGCAAGCCCAGGCAGCCACUGCGCAGGCAAACAAGGCAAGGCCCACGUCGCCAUCUCCCUCCGUACCUCAUCCGUGGAAAUAUUCACCCAAUUGCAGAGCUCCCCCUACAUCGAAUUACAACCCCAUACAGUCCCCUUCCUACCCACCAGGGGCCAUUAAGCAACCCCCUCCAUCUAGCCCUGCGGUCAAAGCAAAGAAAGGGAAAGGCAAACCUGCCUGCAAACCCCUUGCCGUUAUAGAUGUCAUGAAACAUCAGCCUUAUCAGCUCAAUGCCUCCCUCUUUACUUAUGGCCCAGCAGUGGAGGCUGCCGAGGCUGCCAAGGCCGCCGCACCAAAGCCUGCCCCAGUCCCUCCAAACCAAAACCAACCAAUAAGAUAUGAGCAAGCUGCCCCUGUCCAGCCGGCUGGACAAAUGAAUGCUCCCUAUCCACAGCAGCCUCAGCAGCUCUACGGGAUUCCCCCUCAACCACCCAUGCAUGAUAGUCCAUACCACCCAGCCUCACCUAAUGCUUACCAGCCAUCUAACAAUACCUACCAGCAGGUUCCUGCUGGCCCUUACCAACAUCCAUAUAAUCCCCCUUACAAACAAGCCCCUCCAGCCCCUUAUCAACCCCAGCAGCAAGCUCAAAACCCUUCUUACCAACAGACCCCCCAAGGUCCUUAUCAGCCAGCCCAUAGCCCCCCCUACCAAGCAGCACCCCAAGCCCCAUACCAGCCACUACCUCCCAGUACCUACGUGGUGCCCAGCUUUCCCAUAGCGGCAAAGUCUGAGUCCAUCUCUGGGGGCAGCACCGCUCCAAAGCCCAGGUUCAUGGCCAAAAAGAGUUCAGCCCAGGCAUUUGGCAGGAGCUACUCUCUGUCCCCACCCGCCGCCAGAGCACCAUCGCUGGGCCUCCGGUCAUCGUCUGGGUCCCCUUCCCUCUCAUAUAAACCCCGGGCCUCGUCUGCUCCAGCACCCCCGGGGAGGCAGAUGUCCUGGCUGGACAAGAGUCACAAGCCUCCUUCCCCCUGGGAGGCCGCAGCCCGCCACCCCAUGGGCCUGGUCGACGAGGCCUUCACCUUCCAGAACCUCCAGCAGGCCAUCGCCUUCAACGUGUGCUUGGCUGCCCAGCGCAAGCUGCUCCCCGAGCCCCCUGCUGAGUGGAAGUCUAGGGUGUCCUACGAUCCUCCCAGGAUGACUGAGGGAUGGAACCCGAACCAGAGAUGGAACCAGAGGCAGAGCCAGACCCAGAGCCAGGGUCAGAGCCAGAGUUACAGCAGAGUUAUGCCUCCGUUCCUGUCCCCAACCAAGAGCACGGCCUCGGCCCCCGCCGGUCCAGCUGGCUACAGGUCCCUGCCCAGACAGUUGCAGCCCCAGAGGUCCCUGACGGAGGCCAAUAUCGAGCACUCUGGGGCCAGUCAUGGGAACGGAAGACCCCUGAGGGGGCAGCAGCAGCCAAGCUACAGAUCUGUGUACCACACCGACUGGAGCUGGAGACGCUAGAGGCAGACAAACAUGAUGGCUACUUAUCUUCAUAACAAGGCCAGAAAGUAACUCCAAGAUAUUCAGAUGAAUAGUAGUAAGGACCAUAUAUAUAAUCAGCAUAAUAUAAAACUUGGGACAAUGGGAUAACACAAGGGUUGAGGAGAGCGAGGGGAUAGCUAUUGGGUUUGUGCUGUGUACAGGAGAGAGAUUGAAGGAGGUUGGAUCUGCUUAUUCAGGUUUCACUGAGAAUACUGCUAAGAAUAUACAGAUGAUAAGCGUAAAUGUUUUGGUAUUGGGGACACUGUCAAUGAUGGUUCUAUUUUAGUCAAAUGGGAUGGUAUUGAGUUUCACUUCAUCAAGCUUUCAUUGGACAGAAAUCAAUGAGUGAUUGAAGCAAAAAGAAGGCUGUAAUUGCACUGUCAGAGGCUUUAAUUUCCUCCAACACUGUGAUGUGAUGGUAGCAUUCAAAGUAAGUGAAAUCAAUAGUAUUUCUUCGGAGGAAGAAAUGGGCAUAAAGUAUGUUGUAAGGCAGAAUGUGUGAUUGUCAUGUAUAAAAAUUAAAGGAUGGGAGUAAUGAAUGGACAUGUACAUUUGUGUCAAAAAUACAGUACAGUAUGGAAUACAGUGGGAAAUAUACUGCUAGGUUCGCUGUGCAUCAUACAGAUGACCCACUCACAAUUGACCACAAAGGUCAGUUUGAAAUUGCUGAGUGGUACAAUAAUGUGUGAUGACAAGCUAGAAUCUAGUACAAUAGCAUUAGUUGAUAGUGUUAGUGCCCUAAGAGAAACACACAAAAUAACACAGGUGUUAUAGUAGUGGUUGGUGGCCACAUAUACGUUGUGGGGAGUUGGAUACGAAAGGGCCACGUUUUAUGAUUUUACCAUUUUAUUAUCCAGAUGACUUAAAGUGCCACUGUGGAUGUAUUUACUUAGCAUGCUGGUUUUUGUGGUGUUCGUGGAUUCGCGUGUCUUGUCAAACUAAAUGUGUCAAUGUGAAGUUGGUUAAUGCUUUGGGAAACAGUUAAAGUACACCGUUAAACAUCCAGAGCAAGGGGCUAAGAACACAGGGCUGAAUACUACUGCGAGAUGCCACACACAUCUCCAACUUGCAUAUAAAUCAUAUAUAUUUAGGUAAGUCCUUUAGAUUACCUUAAUACUUUACAUUAAGACUUUACAAAUAAUGUUAAAUAUACCUUAAUGCAAAGUGUUUAUAAGUCAUUUAUAAACCGUUGAUUAUACGUUUUUAAAGUAUGUAUAAAUCCCUUAUAAAUAAUAUCAUGUAAAGUGUUAAAGAUAAGUCACUUAAAGAUUUGCUCAAAAUAUAUCUCAAGUCAGGAUUUCAACCCUUAGAACUACUGCUGAUGCAUUGUGGGUCUAAACGAGGCUUACAACUUGGGGAAUGGCUAAAUCUAUAGCUCAACACAUUGUGCGGACAGGUUACUUACUAUACAGAGAUUAAUUCAUAAUUUUUUUGCCAGCUGCCUUUUAUUUACUACAUUAACAGGUGGCACCGAACAAGGGUUGUGUCCCUAUACAGUGCACUACUUUUUAACUAGGGCCCAUAGGGAAUAGGGUGCAAUUAAAGGUGCAUCACGUGAUGAAUAUGAAGGGGAGGGCAUCAAGCUUCUAACUCAUCUAACAGGACAUUGUAAGGUAUUUUCCCAGUGAUUACACUGUGGGCACCUGGAAAAAUUAUAUCCAGUUAUGUAAGAGAGUUGACACUAGGUACAUUAGAGAGAAGAGAGUGAGGGAUGGAAAUUGUGUUCUUGGACUUUGUUAAGUAGAGCACAGAAUGUGUUAUUUGCUGAUGUCCGUUCCUGGUGAUAAAUAGGCUUCAAAGCAAAUAGAAUGUAGAAUAGGAAAUCAAUAUCUGUACUUUUAUUAUGUGGUCAUGGACAUGUAUGGUGUGAAUCAAGUUGAAAUUGUGAGAUACAUCACUUGCGUUUGCUUGUGUUGCUUACUUCUCAUGGCUUUUCAUCAGUCCAGAGUAAAGAUUCUAUGUGCGACUGCGAUGGAUCAAAUUCUGAAUUUUCAUGUAUCAUCUCUUAUUAUUGCAAGAUUUGAAAUUGUUUAACACUAGUUAGUAUCUGUCAUGUGAUUCCACAAAGUUCUGUAUGUGUGUCAUCAGCAACGAUAUAUUGGAGUGAUAAGAGUGACAUUUUGG